GUUGUUUCAUAUAAAAACACUUGCACACAAUACGAGUGAUUUUUUGGGGGGUAAAAAAUAAUGUAAAAAAGUAUACUCCUAGUAUUACUCGCACAACAUGCAGCCUAGAUCAGAUAGGACCUUGGUAUAUAGUGCCAAAUAUAGGAUUUUCCAAUAAAACCCGGACUAUUUAGAUCUACAGUAGUAUCAUAUAGUUAUAUUAAAUUACACCACUUCAUGGCGUCUUGGCCACUCCGGUGUCACAUAUAUUUAAUCAGUACCCUUGUAACAACCAACAGUUUUUAAAGGGAUCAUGGCCUUCCCUUUGCUCAAUGCAAGGUACGAGGGUCCUCUCGGAGGCCUGGACAAAGUUCCGCGACCGUUUCUGAUUGGUGUGGCGGGCGGUACUGCCUCCGGCAAGAGCACGGUGUGUGACAAGAUCAUGGAGCAGCUGAAGAAGUCGGGCUUGGAGCACCAUCGUCAUGUGACCAUCAUAAGCCAGGACAGCUUCUACCGCGACCUCACAGCGGAGGAACACGAGCGAGCCAAGAAGGGAGAGCACAACUUUGACCAUCCAGACUCGUUCGACGUGGAGUUGAUGAGGAGAACUCUGGUGGACAUAAAGGCUGGAAAAGUGAUGGAGCUCCCCAUGUAUGACUACAUUGCUCAUAAGCGAACCACCAAGACAACAGUCAUACACUGUGCCGAUGUCGUCCUCUUCGAAGGAAUCCUCGUCUUCUACUUCCCGGAGAUCCGCGACUUGUUCAACAUGAGGCUCUUCGUGGACACAGACCCCGACACUCGUCUCUCCAGAAGAGUUUUGCGAGAUGUGGAGGAGAGAGGUCGCAGCCUGGAGCAGAUCUUGCACCAAUACAUGACCCUGGUCAAGCCAGCAUUUGAGGAGUUCUGUCUACCGACCAAAAAAUAUGCUGACGUGAUCAUUCCCCGCGGGGCAGACAAUAUUGUGGCGGUGGACCUGAUCGUGCAGCACAUCCAGGAGCUGAUGCGACCCAACAGACCUGGGCGCAGACAGCGCAACAACUCCGACUCCAUCGUGGGGCGACCUCACUGAACCCCGCGCCCGGUGCCCGAGACUGCCACAGCUGUAGGUCGUACACGGACAAUUUUGUUUUAUAGCAGGCUGCUGACUGGUGCGGAAGAUAUGACAAGUGCAACUGUACAAUCGUGCGCGUGUGGGAUGGAGAUAUAUUUGCUAAAUCAAAUGACUGCGUGCGUGUGUGUGUCAUUUUUUUUUUUUUGUAUUAUAAAUUGUUGUUUGUUGGAAUUGAGAGUCUCAGAAGAAUUAUUUGUGGGGUAGGGGAAAUGGGGAAUAAGAUCUAAUGUGCGAUACACGUGGACGUUGGUGUAGCAAUGUACGUUUGUUUGAUUUUGUACAAGUAAUACAGUCUAGCAUAUACAUAGCAAAAUCAGCAGGAAGCAGGAAUCUUUUUAUUAUGUGUAUGAAUUUGGUUAUGUACAUGUUAUAAAUCCCAAAAAGAUAUGUGCAUAAGAAAAAAAUUUAGGAGCUGAGAAUCUGUUCGCUAUAUAUGGGUGUUUAGCUCUGUUCGUUGUGUGCAUGCUAGACCGUAUUUUCAAGUCGUCGGGAUUGUAAACUGACUGUGCCUUGCACAGCUGAAAGUAAACAGUUGACUCGUCAAGUUACCCUCCUCUAUAGGAGCGGCUGGUCGGUGGGUUCUUGUCCUACUUCCUUUGUGCGUUACCAUUUUCCUUUUCUCUUUAUCUGUUCCUGAAUGAAAUGUGGCUUCUGGCAUCAGGUUGAUUCACUGUGCAAUCUCUAACUCCUUAGGCUAGGUGACACCAGGGUGGUAAAUAACUAGACAAACUACUCCGUUAUUUUUGUAUUAUUCCUUGGCCCAAUUUGUAUUUUGAAAGGUAUGAAAAGGAGGGUUUUACUCCUUUUUU
This is a messenger RNA of Aplysia californica (California sea hare), 1902 nucleotides long. RefSeq names its product uridine-cytidine kinase 2-B. The coding region runs from base 293 to 1051 and encodes 252 amino acids. Lineage: Eukaryota; Metazoa; Mollusca; Gastropoda; Aplysiida; Aplysiidae. The transcript has 8 exons. Gene Ontology annotation, molecular function: ATP binding; kinase activity. The record is from RefSeq and is a predicted model, not a curated record. Gene Ontology annotation, cellular component: cytoplasm; cytosol.